Molecule: messenger RNA, 3122 nt
Organism: Octopus sinensis (East Asian common octopus)
Lineage: Eukaryota; Metazoa; Mollusca; Cephalopoda; Octopoda; Octopodidae
Product: vacuolar protein sorting-associated protein 51 homolog
Exons: 20
Coding region: 68-2431 (787 amino acids)
Biological process (GO): lysosomal transport; Golgi vesicle transport; Golgi organization
Cellular component (GO): GARP complex; membrane; EARP complex
Source: RefSeq, a predicted model, not a curated record
UGUGCUUUAGUUGUUAUUAAAUAUUUUCACUAAUUUUGUUUGUAAAUUUUAUAUCGUAAGGAGCCUUAUGAUUAAAAAGAUGGCGUCGACACAAGGAGAUGAGACGGAUGAUAUGCGCCGUAAGAGCAGAGGAAUGUUGAAAAUGUAUUACGGAAUAGACGAAGAGAAACCAGGUAUGACAACCGUCGACCCAUGUGACAUUGACGGUGCCCAUUUUAAGCAUGAUAUAUUCCUUAACAAGCUUAUCCGAGAGAAGUCUCUGACUGAGCUCAUGGACAGAGAGACUGAUGUAGUCCGUCAAAUCCGUGCUCUGGACAGUGAAAUGCAGACCCUGGUGUAUGAAAAUUAUAACAAGUUUAUAAGUGCUACUGAUACAAUCAGAAAGAUGAAAAACGAUUUUAAGAAAAUGGAAGAUGAGAUGGAUUUACUGGCAACCAACAUGGCUUCAAUAACAGAAUUCAGUGCCAAGAUUAGUGACACCCUUCAAGAUCAACGACAGCAGAUAACAAAGCUUGCUGGUGUUCAUGCCCUACUAAAAAAACUCCAGUUCUUGUUUGAACUUCCAGCACGUUUAAAGAAAUGUGUAGAGAUGAAAGCUUACAGUCAAGCAGUUAGAUAUUACACUAAAGCUGAGAAAGUACUUAUCCAAUACAAUCAUAUGCCAAGCUUUAAACGAAUUCAUGAGGACUGUCUAGUAAUUGUAGAUGAACUUUGCCAAAAACUGAAGGAGAAAUUUCAAGAGAAAGAUUCAAGUCCUAAAGAACUGGCUGAGUGUGUUGAUUUACUCCUGGAAUUAAAAGAACCUGCAGAACUGUUGUGUGAUGAAUUUUUGUCCCAUGCCCGUCAAAAGAUUGAUGAAGAUUUGGCUGAACUGGAAAGGCAGAUACAAUUACAAUCCGGAGUAAUUCCACUGAUAGAAGAAGUAGAAAGACCUGCUCAAGCCUACAUGAUGGCUCCAAUAGAUGUCCUUGAAUUUGUGGACCAUGGCUGUAAUACAUUCCUCAGUAACAUCUGUCUUGUGAUAGCAUCUUACAAUGACAUGUUCUUAAACAGACUUCAAGAAGAUGAGAAUUUAGAUGCAAUAGCAUUGAAAAAGUUGGUGAAUUUUGUAAACUCUCUCAUGGAAAGGUACUUUGACUGUGUACACAAGAGAGUACUCUUAGAGAAAGAAACAGGUGAUAAUACUAUUCUUGUACGUGCUUUGGAUCGUUUUCAUCGGAGACUUCAAGCUAUGAACAAACUCUUGCCUGACACUGACUUUUCACGAGCUGGUACUGAAAUUGUGUCAAAGGCUGCCAGAGAAAGAGGAGCUUACUACUUGCAAAUGUUGAAACAGCACUUUUUAGACUGCUUAACAGAUGUUCGUCAGAAUUUAGCUGCUCCGAAACAGAUUGGCAAACAAGAUAGUUCUGACAGCUUAUCAGAAUUAUUGAACAAUACUGAAACUUCGGUAUUGGAGCAAAUUAAAUCUGUUCUCGCCAACUUACAGGCAUUUAUUUCCCCUGAUAUCACUUUUGCUAUGAAGCCAUACUUCAGGGGCCCUUUCUGUAUACAAGAUGUGAGAGAAGGAAUACUUACUAACUUUAUUAGGCAUAUAUGCCAAGUUUGUUCUGAUUUCUGUGAAGGUGCUGCUGAACGAGGGUCUAUUCCACCUUCAUUGUUAUUAAUUCUCUCAAGACUCUGUGAAGAUUUCAGUAAUUCUAUCAUAUCACAUUUGGUUGUGCUGACUGAAGAACAGCUUCUGAUGGAAGACACAACCGGAGUAACUCCUAUAUCCAAAUUAUGUGAAGAGGCAAAAUGUGCUGCCCAGAAGCUUUUAAACCAUUAUGUUCGAAUACAAGGACUUACUAUUUCCCAGAUGCUGCGCAAGAGUGUGGAGACACGAGACUGGCUUCAUACGAUUGAACCCCGAAAUGUCCGAGCUGUGAUGAAACGUGUGGUGGAAGACAUAACUGCCAUUGAUGUACAAGUGGGACAGCUGUAUGAAGAAGGGAUUCGUAAGGAGCGUAGUAGUGACUCCAGCCGUCGGACACACAGCUAUAGUCUUUCUCAACAGCAGAGACGACCGCAGUGGAACUUUACACCCAGCAUAGACAACAGCUUGAUCAGUAAUAUCCAGAAGCUGUUUUCUGAGAAAAUUGAAAUCUUCUCCCCAGUUGAGUUCUCCAAAGUUUCAGUUCUCACCGGCAUCAUUAAAAUCAGUUUAAAAACUUUCCUUGAAUGUGUCCGAUUGAGAACAUUUGGACGCUAUGGCCUGCAACAAAUUCAAGUUGAUACCCACUAUCUUCAGCUGUACCUGUGGAGAUUUGUAUCAGAUGAAAAUUUAGUCCAAGUUUUAUUGGAUGAGAUUGUUUGCAGUACUGCACACCGCUGUUUGGAUCCUAGCAUGAUGGAACCAAGUGUGAUAGAGCUGAUUUGUGAACGUGGAUGAAAUUACUGAUAUUAGGAGAGGCAAUAAAGUCUCUUAAUUUAAUUCUGCUUAAUUAUCUGGAGUCAAGAAUAAUCUAGAUAAUUAAGCAGGACAAAGAACUACUCAGUAUACAAAAUCAAGAAAAAAAAGGGUAAAGGAAGAAACAGCAAUCAUACUUCUCAAGCAUUUCUGGGACCAAUAUUUGUAUUUUGCGUUUUUUUCUUUCAAUGCUUGGACUUAAGUGUGGUUUUGUGAAGAUUAUAAAGACCUUUGGUGGUUAGGAAAUAAUUUCUGUAAUAAAAAGAAGAAUUUUGAUAUUUAAAUAACAAAAGAUGGUGAGCUGGCAGAAUCAUUAGCAUGCUUAGCGGCAUUUUGUCCAUCUUUACAUGCUGAGGUUAACUUUGCCUUUCAUCCUUCCAGGAUCGAUAAAAUAAGUACCAGUUGCACACUGGAGGAGUGGGGUCGAUGUAAUCAAUUUAUCUUCUCCAUCAAAAUUGUCGGCCUCAUGCCAAAAUUUGAAACCAAUAUUUGAGUAAUAUUUAAUUUGUUAUGGAGCCUAUUUGGUUUGGCUAUAAAUGAUGACGGAAGCAGCUGUUGAUAGAAGUGGUGGUUGUAAAGGGAGAAAUACAUGAUGAAUAAAUCUGCAUACGGCAAAAUUGAUGGUAAAUUAUGUAGAAUAAAAGAAAAAAUUAAAACGUGGUGGUAAAAUAAA